UUUGCAGCAAACAGCAAUUCGCAAUCGCUUUCUCCCAGAGCUCAGCGCAGACGAAGAACAAUGCAGGCCGUUACGAGGCGUCUAGGGCAACAAUCUUUCAAUCCGUCUUCACCUUCAAUUUCAGCUCUCAAGUCUUCCUAUCUGCUCUCCGAUCAAUGCUAUGGAAUUGGAACUCCGCGCUAUGCAUCUAACCUCACUGCCAAAGGUACUGGACACAUAGUUCGCAAGGGAACUGGAGGGAGAUCAUCUGUGAGUGGAAUUGUUGCUACAGUGUUUGGGGCAACAGGAUUUCUUGGGCGGUACCUAGUGCAGCAGCUUGCUAAAAUGGGUUCUCAAGUUUUGGUACCUUUCCGAGGAUCUGAAGAUUGUCAUCGUCAUCUCAAGUUAAUGGGUGAUUUGGGUCAGAUUGUUCCAAUGAAAUACAACCCCAGAGAUGAAAAUUCAAUAAAAGCAGUGAUGGCAAAAGCUAAUGUUGUUAUCAAUCUUAUCGGAAGGGAGUACGAGACAAGGAAUUACAGCUUUGAGGAAGUCAACCACUAUAUGGCUCAACAGCUUGCUUCAAUUGCCAAAGAACACGGUGGAGUUUUGAGAUUUAUACAGCUUUCAAGGUUGGGGGCAUCUCCAACAUCCCCAUCCAGAAUGCUUAGGGCUAAAGCUGCAGCUGAGGAAGCUAUUUUACAAGAAAUUCCCGAGGCAACAAUAUUGAAGCCUGCUGUAAUGAUUGGUACUGAGGAUAGAAUUCUAAAUCCUUGGGCACAAUUUGCGAAGAAUUUUGGCUUUAUCCCAUUAAUUGGAGAUGGCUCUACAAAAAUCCAACCUGUAUAUGUUGCUGAUGUUGCAUCUGCAGUUAUUGCAUCACUGAAAGAUGAUGGUACCAGCAUGGGAAAAGUUUAUGAACUUGGUGGACCGGAAAUUUACACUAUGCAUCAAUUGGCAGAGCUUAUGUAUGACAUGAUCCGUGAAUGGCCUCGCUAUGUUAAGGUUCCUUUCCCUAUUGCUAAGGCAAUUGCUACACCUCGAGAAGUACUGCUCAAGAAAGUUCCCUUUCCAUUGCCAACUCCCUCAAUAUUUAACCUGGAUUUGAUUGAAGCCCUUACCACUGAUACUGUUGUGUCAAAAGAUGCUUUGACAUUUGAUGAUCUUGGGAUUGUCCCCCAUAAGCUGAAGGGCUAUCCAGUUGAGUAUCUUAUCCAAUAUCGUAAAGGUGGACCUCAAUAUGGUUCAACAGUUAGUGAAAGAGUAUCCCCCGAGUCUUAUCCAUGAGAUCCUUCACAUCUUCAGUUUGAACAUUUUCCGUUGUUAGAGCAGAACUCUUCCCUGCUUGCUUGAGUCAAACAAGGGAAUAAUAAAGACAUGGAGAAUUCUUCUUCAGCAACCUGAUAACCCGUACAGUGCUGAUAAACUCUCUACUUAGCUGUGUGGUGCUUGACCAACACCGAGGACUUUUAGAGAAAUGCAUGUAUAAUUGCGCCUAACGUUUUGAUGGCUAUGUACCUUCUUCCAUUUAAUUUCCUCUGCAUUAUUUCUUUUUGACGAUAUGUGCAUGAAGAAGAUCACAGGGGGAACAAAAUGAUAUCCCUUUAAUUCUCUUACAAGUUUGCUAUGCUGCCAAUGUUGUUAUGCCAGUUGAGAUUCAUAUUUAUGUUUGCAUUUUAACUUCCAAAA
Messenger RNA from Ipomoea triloba (trilobed morning glory), 1665 nucleotides. RefSeq names its product NADH dehydrogenase [ubiquinone] 1 alpha subcomplex subunit 9, mitochondrial. The coding region runs from base 61 to 1263 and encodes 400 amino acids. NCBI's taxonomy places the organism in Eukaryota, Viridiplantae, Streptophyta, Magnoliopsida, Solanales, Convolvulaceae. Gene Ontology annotation, molecular function: protein-containing complex binding. The transcript is spliced from 13 exons. The record is from RefSeq and is a predicted model, not a curated record. Gene Ontology annotation, cellular component: mitochondrion.